This is a messenger RNA of Orycteropus afer afer, 1326 nucleotides long. It is a transcript of the gene DENND11, whose product is annotated as DENN domain containing 11. The record is from RefSeq and is a predicted model, not a curated record. Bases 1 to 1326 code for a protein of 441 amino acids. The transcript is spliced from 10 exons. Lineage: Eukaryota; Metazoa; Chordata; Mammalia; Tubulidentata; Orycteropodidae. Gene Ontology annotation, cellular component: cytoplasm.
AUGGAAGAAGAGGAGAGACUGAGUGUCCCCAACUGUGGCCUGCCUUUCCCUCCCCAUAGCUACGCCAAGACACUGUUCGUAUCCUCCCUUGAGCACGUCUUCCCUCCCCAGAGCUCCUGGGGUGUUACCCCAAUGAAAACCACUCUUUCGGGCCUCUCCCAGGGGCACACCUCACCCUUCCCUAUGCCCCGCCUGGUACAGACCUCUCCAAAUAGCUCAGCACCAGGAAACAUGGUAGAAUGGUGCUUACCUCAAGAUGUCGACCUCGAAGGGGUUGAGUUCAAAUCCAUGGCCAGUGGGUCUCAUAAGAUCCAGUCUGACUUCAUCUAUUUCCGCAAGGGCCCCUUCUUUGGCCUGGCCUGCUUCGCCAACAUGCCGGUGGAGAGCGAGCUGGAGCGCGGCGCCCGCAUGAAGUCUGUGGGCAUCCUGUCUCCCUCCUACACCCUGCUGUACCGCUACAUGCAUUUCCUGGAGAACCAAGUUCGGCACCAGCUGGAGACUCCAGGACAUUACUCUCAUCUGGCUGCAUUCUACGAGGACAAGAAAGGGGGUCUCCAUGCUGGUCCGGGGAGAGGUGGCUGCCUGCCACCCGUCUACUGGCUGCCCUCCAUCCACCGGUACAUGUACCCUGAGAUGAAGAUCACGCACCCAGCUGGCUGCAUGUCCCAGUUCAUCAAGUUCUUCGGAGAGCGGAUCCUCACCCUCUGGAAGUUUGCCUUACUACGCAAGCGCAUCCUGAUAUUCUCGCCCCCGCCUGUGGGCGUCGUGUGCUAUCGAGUGUACUGCUGCUGCUGCCUGGCCAAUGUCUCGCUGCCCGGCAUCGGGGGGGCCAUCCCCGAAUCCAAGCCUUUCUUCUACGUGAGCGUGGCCGACAUCGACAGCCUGGAGGUGGAGGUCUCCUACGUGGCCUGCACCACUGAGAAGAUCUUCGAGGAGAAGCAUGAGCUGUAUGAUGUCUACGUGGACAACCAGAACGUGAAGACGCACCACGACCGCCUGCAGCCCCUGCUGAAGAUCAACAGUGCCGACCGGGAGAAGUACCGGCGGCUUACGGAGCAGAGGCAGAUGCUGCUGUACUCCCAGGAGGUGGAGGGGGACUACAACCCGUGUGAAGAGGACCUCUUCGUGCUGUUUUUCCUCGAGCAGAACAACCGGAUAUUCCAGACACUGCUGGAGGUGUCUGCAAGUCAAGACAAGACGCUGACAGCAGAGCAUGCCCGGGGCAUGGGCCUCGACCCUCAGGGGGACCGGGGCUUCCUCCUGGACCUGCUCGAGGCCUACGGCAUUGACGUCAUGCUGGUCAUUGACAACCCCUGCUGCCCGUAG